Ilyonectria robusta is the source of this 2133-nucleotide messenger RNA. RefSeq lists its product as uncharacterized. Bases 214 to 1704 code for a protein of 496 amino acids. Lineage: Eukaryota; Fungi; Ascomycota; Sordariomycetes; Hypocreales; Nectriaceae. The transcript is spliced from 3 exons. The record is from RefSeq and is a predicted model, not a curated record. Gene Ontology annotation, molecular function: RNA binding.
AACUCACCGCUUUUGGUUGCCCCACAGUUUGGCCGGCGAAAAAAAAAAAAAAAUCUGCCCGCCAGCUGCAGACCCAACCACCAGGCUUAAAACCCAUAGAAGGCCCAGGAAAUCCUGUUUUUCCACCCACCUCUCCCUCUUCAUUCAUCUUCUCGUGGUAGACCAUUUUACUCGAGACUCUUCUUUUUAUACCCUUGUCUAUCAGUCUUCACAAUGGCCAAGUCUACCAAGGAUUCCAAGAAGGCCAAGGCCUCUGAGGCCCUCAGCGCUGUUAAGGCUGCCGGCGUCACCAAGCCUUCCCAGACUCCCAAGGCCAAGUCCAAGGAGCUGGCCAAGGCCGCUGCUAAGAAGGUCGUGAAGGAGAAGGAGUCCAAGAAGAAGAGCAAGAAGGUUGUCGAGCCUGAGUCUUCCGACUCUUCUGACUCCGACGACUCUGACAGCGAGUCCGAGGCUGACAACUCUUCCGACUCUGAUUCCUCUGAGGACGAGAAGCCCAAGGCCAAGGCCGUCAAGACCAACGGUGCUGCCAAGGCUAAGGCUGCUGCCUCUUCCGACGACUCUGACUCCGAAUCCGACAACGACUCUGACGACUCCGACAGCGACUCCGAGUCCGAGGAGGAGAAGCCCAAGGCUAAGGCUGCCAAGACCAACGGCGCCGCUAAGGCUAAGGCUGAGUCUUCUGACUCCUCUGACUCCGACUCCGACUCCGAGACUGAGGAGGAGAAGAGCGGUGCUAAGGUUGAUGAGAAGAAGACGUCCGACUCUGACGAGGACUCUGACGACAGCGACGACUCUGAUGAGUCCGAUUCCGAUGCUAAGACUGAGGAGGCUCCCUCCAAGAAGCGCAAGGCUGAGGAUGAGAUCGAGGAGGCCCCCAAGAAGACCAAGACUGAUGAGGCCACCACCCUCUUCGCUGGCAGCCUGAGCUGGAACAUCGACGACGAUGCUCUGUACGAGGCUUUCAAGUCCUUCGAGGGUCUUGCCAGUGCUCGUGUCGUUAUGGACAAGAUGUCCGGCCGCAGCCGUGGUUUCGGAUACGUCGACUUCACCGAUGGCGCGUCUGCCACCAAGGCCUACGAUGCCAUGCAGGGUCAGGAGCUCGACGGCCGUGCCCUCAACUUGGACUACGCCAACGCCAAGCCCGCUGAUGCCAACCCCCAGGCCCGCGCUGCCGACCGCUCCAAGAAGUUCGGUGACACCGUCAGCCCCGAGAGCGAUACUCUCUUCGUUGGCAACCUGCCCUUCGAUGUCGACCAGGAUCAGAUCAGCGAGUUCUUCAACGAGGUCGCCCCUGUCGCCAGCAUCCGACUUCCCACCGAUCCCGACACCGGUAACCUGAAGGGUUUCGGAUACGUCAGCUUCUCUUCCAUCGAGGAUGCCAAGAAGGCUCUUGAGGCCAAGAACGGUGCCCCCGUUGGCAACGGACGCAUGUCCCGCAGUGUUCGUCUGGACUAUGCCAGCAGCCGUCCCCCCCGUGAGGGUGGUGGUGGUGGGUUCGGCGGCGGCCGUGGUGGUGGUCGUGGAGGCCGCGGAGGCUUCGGUGGACGUGGCGGCGGUGGUUUCGGCGGACGUGGUGGCGGCGGCUUCGGUGGCCGUGGUGGAGGUGGUGGCUUCGGCGGUCGCGGCGGCGGUGGCCGUGGCGGCGGCCGUGGUGGCCGAGGAGGUGCCCCGGCCUUCUCUGGCACCAAGAUGAACUUCGAUUAAACGUCGUUCACGAGUUACGAAAACGAGGGCUUUCGGCUGGUUACCAUUACAGUGGGCUUUUGUGGGCUGUCCUUUCAAAACAAGUUGGGCUCCAUCGUGGAGCUGUGGGCUUUGAGAAUGCGCUUCAAGCAUGAAGCAAUGUCAGACCUGGGGGGCAAUUACACUUGGGGACCGUGGGCUCGUGGCAUCAACUAGAGGGCACCCAGAGGGCAAUAGAUGCGCCUCUGCGCUUUUUGAUCUUGGGUUCGGAACACAACUGUCGUCUCGACAGGAAACCAUGUGGGCUUCUGAGGGAUUUGUCGGCUCCUUUUGGGAAGAAUCUCCCGUUGUCUUGUCUUGUUGACAAGACUUCGGAGGGGACCAAGCUGGUUCGUUCAAUACUUCUGAGGGUCCUGGGGGCUUUUCGAUAAACGUCACUACGUGGACGGG